AUGUAUCAUCUGGAAAGAAAAACACUGGAACUUCAAAACUACCAGAAAGAAAUAUGCCAAGUACAUCACUUCGAGGUGGGCACACUGCUUCACUACAAUUACCCGAUCAAAGUUUUUCAAGUCACAUCCAAACUAGACCACAACGUCAAGAAAGUCAUCAAAGCUUAUUACAAAGACAGCACUUAUGAUGAUAAAAAAAUCGUAAAGCAUUUCUUAUCUGAAGUUGCAGUACUCGCCACGAUCCACCAUCCUUUUAUCAUGAGCAUGGAUUUCAUGGGAUCCUUUCCUCGGUACUUCGCUUAUGUGAUGCCAUUCUACGAAGAUGGCACUCUGACCAAGGUACUGCCUUCCAUUCAUCAGGAGAUGAGUGAUGAAUACUUUGUGCAGCUGUGUGCAGCAGUUAACUAUCUCCAUAACAAAAAAGUUGCUCACAGAGACUUGAAAACGGACAACAUUUUGAUCACAGAAAAGAAAAUUCUCAUUGCUGAUUUCGGUUUAUCGGAUAUCUUGCCCACUGAGGAUACAAUGGCGACCAAAAGAAAAGGAACUGUCGUGUACAUGUCCCCAGAACAGUUUUUAAAGAGGCCAUUUGACCCUUUUAAAUGUGACAUGUUCGCUCUUGGGGUAGUGUACUGGUGUAUGGUUUUCAAAGUGAAUGUUUUGAAUCAAGACACCAUGGAACCAAUGAUGGAAACAGUCAGAACUAAGUUGUCGCCUACUAGUAUAGACAGACUCAUUUUGACCAAUCUUUUAGAAUAUCAACCUGAAGAAAGAUUGUCCAUCUUUGAACUCAUCUUCUUGAUGGAGGAAUCUUGUUUCUCACACAGGAUAGCCAAACUUAAAGGUGUCCAAAAAGAAUUUAAAGGUUUGAAAAAUAAUUUGUUAGGUUGA
Biomphalaria glabrata is the source of this 891-nucleotide messenger RNA. RefSeq lists its product as uncharacterized. NCBI's taxonomy places the organism in Eukaryota, Metazoa, Mollusca, Gastropoda, Planorbidae. Gene Ontology annotation, biological process: protein phosphorylation. The transcript has 4 exons. Gene Ontology annotation, molecular function: protein kinase activity; ATP binding. The record is from RefSeq and is a predicted model, not a curated record. Bases 1 to 891 code for a protein of 296 amino acids.